Molecule: messenger RNA, 4196 nt
Organism: Acanthaster planci (crown-of-thorns starfish)
Lineage: Eukaryota; Metazoa; Echinodermata; Asteroidea; Valvatida; Acanthasteridae
Gene: rsph10b
Product: radial spoke head 10 homolog B
Source: RefSeq, a predicted model, not a curated record
AUUAACAUAUGUCUGAUCGAUUGAUCGUCUGCGCUGAGUUAACAUGGCCUCUAAGGGCAAAGGCAAAGCCAAAAAUGCUAAAAAGGAAAAAGUUGUUGAGGAACUACCCCCACCCGAAGAGGAGAAGAAAGAAGAUGAAUUAGAGGAGAAGCAGGAGGAGGCUGGGACGGAAGAAGGGGCAGCUGAGGAGCAAGAACCGCCAAAGGAACCGACUCCCCCACCUGAGUACGACGAACCGACUCUGGCAGAGUUGAUCGUUGAAUGUUUUGAAGGUGAGAAGGUUCGAGGCUUAUUUGAUGGUGAAGGAACGGCCUACUUCAGUGGUGAUCAUAUCUAUCAGGGGCAGUUUUCCCAGGGUUUAAUGCACGGCAAAGGUGUAUACACAUGGAGUGACGGGGUCAAAUAUGAGGGUGAUUUCAACAUGAAUGAAAUUACAGGUAAGGGCCUCUACACUUGGCCUGACAAGAGCACUUAUGAUGGAGAGGUCUUUAAAGGUCGUCGCCACGGACAAGGGACAUUCAGAUGCACCUCUACGCCAUCCUCAUACACUGGCCAGUGGAACAAUGGAAAAAGACAUGGAACUGGCAUCAUACGCUACGAUAUGGACGGCCUGUCAUUUUACGAAGGUGACUGGGUGAAUGACAUGCGUCAAGGGUACGGCGUGCGGCGAUACCGCAGUGGCAAUGUGUACGAAGGGGAAUGGAUGGCAAAUAACCGACACGGCCAGGGCAUCAUGAGAUGGGUAGACUUGGACCAGUCCUAUAACGGUCCGUGGGUCAACGGAGUACAGAAUGGCCAUGGAGAACACACCUGGUACCUCCAUAGGUUGCCUGGUUCCCAGUACCCUCUGCGCAAUCAGUACAUCGGUGACUUCCUGCAGGGGUUGAGGCAUGGCUACGGGGUCUUUCUGUACGCCAAUGGUGCCAAGUACGAGGGGGAGUGGAUGGAUAACAAGAAAUGUGGGCGGGGGCUGUUUACUUUCAAGAAUGGUCGCAUCUUCGAGGGUGUCUUUGUAGAUGACAAGAUGGCGGAGUAUCCUGCCUUCAGCAUGGAUGGAGCCACCACACCUGACAUCAGUAACAUCAGGACCAGGACACCAGAUCCUUCAGGUCCAGGCAUGGGCGAUGUGACGUCCCGCAGUGACGCUAGCAGGAACACACUAGGCCCCAGUCUGACCUUGGAGCUAGAACACCUGCUGAGUGACUUCAAUGAGAAUGACAGAGAGGAGGAGAUCCGACAGGUGAUGUUUGUGGUUCUCCGUCACAUCACAACCUUCAAGAAAGUCUACAAUUUCUACGGCAGCCUGGGGCACGACACGUCGCCUGACAACACCUUCAUCAUGACCAGGCUUCAGUUUUGGCGCUUCCUCAAAGACUGCCAGUUCCACUACAACAAUCUAACCCUGACUGAGAUGGACAGAAUCCUAUCUCCCAAUAAGACAGUCACCGACGUUCAUAACCCUCUUGACAAGCUCCUAAUGCGAGAAUUCCUGAACAAUCUUAUUACGCUGUCCUACCAUAUCUACCAAGAGGAAUGCACAAGUCAAAGUGGUACUGUCCUGUCAUGGUGUCUCGCCAAAGCCAUGACUGAUAACAUCAUACCAGCAGCCUGCGAUGUCCAGGGCACAUUCUUGUAUGAACCACGGCGGGCAGUCAAUGCCUUGGGUUACAUGGACAAAUGCUGGGAGAUCUACUGCUCUGUCUCUUCCCCGAACAAGCAUCCGCCUUUCGAGCCAACCUUGAAGAUGAGAGAGUUCCUGUACAUGCUGAAGGAUUAUCGUCUCAUCAAUGACAACUUGACUCCCAAGAGAAUCUUGGAAGUCCUGGCAGCAGAUGAUCCGGGGGCAUAUGACACUCAUGAAUGCAAUCUAGAACUUGAGAUGACUUUCCUGGAGUUCUUUGAGGCGUUGAUUGGCUGUGCCAUGAUCUUUGUGACCGAGGAUAUUGUCAAGGACCCCUCCACCCCAAGGCCGAGCACAGUCAUAUCGCACAGUCACAGUAGCUUCAGUGCCACCACAGGGGCAUCAGCUUCAAGGGCUAGCCAGCCUCUUGAUGACAGCGAAGAGCAGGGUACCACUGGUCCUGGUUCCCCACAUCACACAGGAGCAACAUCAGAAUCCAUGUCACCAGGGCCAAGGGUAGCCUCAUCCACAGACGCCACCAAUAAGGGGUCAGGGCUGGAGCUGUCUGCUGCCAAAGUAGAGGUUCAAGGUUCAAUUGCAACUGGAAGUCAGCACACAGACAUUGGCCAAGACCCGAGCAACACUACUAUGGACCCCAAGGUGUUAAAAUCAGAUACCUCAGGCCUAGUUGCAUCAUCCCACAGUGGACCAGGAGCCCCCUCCAGUGGAGGUGAGGAUGCACAACAACCACACCUGUUGCAGUCCAUGUUGUCUAUGGGAGCUGAACAGAAUGAAAUGCCAGAGGAAGAACCGGAGGAAGAGAUGGACGAAGACACCAGACAGUUCAACUUCUGGACCCAUCAGAUCCACAUCUUCUUCAUCCGCAAACUUUUCCGAGCACACGAGCACAUGCAGAGACUGAAGGAGACGGCCAGAGUUCUGCAGGCUGAGAAAGAGGCAGCUGUCGUUGAAGCCCAGAAGCAACGCGAGAAGCGUAUCGCAGCCUAUGAGGCUGCGCGGGAGGCAGAACGACUGGCGGCUGAAGCCAAGGCUAAGGAGAUGGCGGCAGCAGCAGCGGCUGCAGCAGAGUCUAAGGAUAAUGACUUAGACAGUGGCAGUUCGCACGAGACCAUAACAUCCCCAACCAAGGGCAGAUAAAUGGUCAAGACGUGAUUUUUGUAGAUCCAAGGCUUAUGAUUACAGACUGUGUUGUGAACAUUGGAAAACUUAAGAAUGUUCCUGACCUUUUUGAAAAGUCCUGGUGAAGAGCAAGACGGAGGUCAUCAAACUGCCAUUUUUGAUUUUAGACAAGUGAAGCACCUGUUUUAAAAUUGUAAAUAAAAAAUGAAGGGUUUUCAGCUUCAUCAAAAAUAUUAUUUUAAGAGGUCCGUUGUAUUCUCAUAGCUAACUGAGCCUCUGUCUUGUCUGCUCAUCUACAGUCCAAUCUCCUUAUAUAUUCCUGUACCUUGUACAUAUUAUAGAAAUCCUUACAAUUGUUUGUUUGGCACUUUACAACACAUUUAACUAUUUCUAAUGAGCGGCUAUUUCAAUGCAAGGGCAAAACCUAAGGCCCAAUAUCAUGGGGCUGCGCGUGGUAAUGUGGUAGAGUUGCCAAAUUUGUUCACAAAAUGCUCCAGGUUGCACCCGACUUUAACCUUGACAGUCCUCAGUCCUCCAACAGGUGAAGGAUUGAGGACUGUUAGGGUUAAAGGUUCAUCAUCUUGCAGAAAUACAAAUGUUACCUAUAGCAGUGUGUUUAUUAUUCUGUCAUAAAGUCAAGUGUACAAAACAAUUUAUAUCUUAACUUAGGAAACAUUCCUAACAUCCAUUCCGUCCAAAUUAGACCAUUUCAAAGGUGCUCGCGAUUUAUUUUUUACACUUUUCACAUUCAGCACAAGCACUAGUUGGCGAAGAAUAUAUUAGAGUUUAUGUUUAACAAUCCACCAUCCAGCAUCUACAUUUUUGGGGGGAAAAACUGACUUCCUUAUUUUUGAACAUGUACACAUUUUCUGACUAAUCAAAUUUGUGACAGAGCACAGCAGAUCUUUUGUAAAGAAUCUUUUUACUGACUGUUGUACAGAAAAUUUCAACACGACAGAAUUUCCAAGAUAAAUCUUUCCUGAAACAGAAAAUUAUUUUUUCUGCGAAUGUUUUGAUUUUGAUUUCAUUUUGUCAGACAAUUGAUUUCAAACCCUCCCAGUCACAGGAUAAACCACUUUUGGAUGCAGUUCCCGGAAAACACAUUUAAUCUUUUGAAUACAGAGGAAAAAAAAUGGAUGUAAACUACUGUCCUUACCUCAGCAAAACAGGCAAAAAUAAUUAAACAAGACAGACUCCUGUUUUAUCAGUUCUCUUUCCUCAUUCGCUGAUAAUUUAUUCUUAUAAAAGGUUAAACUCUUCUACAACCAGCCAGUAGUGAAAUGGCCUCAGUAAUCAGUGGGUCCAUUCUGGCUUCAAAGACGAGAAAAAAAAUUAAAUAGCUUAAAACUGUACAACCAUUUGUUUGAAAAAAAAAAAAUCAAGACAAGAAGGUGUUGCCAACAAAAUGAAUGCAGGUGGUAAUUGGACACAGAAA